AUGAGCCAGGCUCGUAUUGAUAUUAUGUGUCCCUCGGCACCCUUGCGGGUGAUACUGCCCGCGUCAAUGGAUAAUAAUUUGCCACCACCGUUUAUUGAUAUGAACAAUAUGGACAUACCCCCACCACAAGCUGACUUUUCAGCACCACCCCCAUAUGACGUAGCUGCUAAUUCUAAGCUACCUACUUAUGAGGAGGUGCAGCGAGAGAAACAAAUGGAGGGGGAGGGACACCCACCUAUGGUGCCAACCCAUCCAGCAAUAGCCGCGUUCGUGACUGUAGAACCGACUGAGGGAUCUGCAGAGCAGUUAGACCCUGAGAACAGCUUGCUCGGGACCGACAUUAUGUUUUUAACAUCAUUUUUCGUGGCAUUCCUAUUCAACUGGAUCGGGUUUCUCCUACUCAUGUGCUUCUGCCACACGGUCGCGAGCCGCUACGGCGCGCUCGCCGGCUUCGGCCUGUCCCUCGCCAAGUGGACGCUCAUAGUGAAACACUCGACGGAACUAGCGUCCCACGAGAACUCUUGGCUGUGGUGGCUUAUUAUGGCUUUUGGUAUCCUAAUCUGCGUGCGCGCCGUGAUCCAGUACUUGAACAUCAAGCGCGGGUGGCGUCUGCUGUCCGGCACGGCACAAGAGAGACUGCUGUUUUUCUAU
Messenger RNA from Brenthis ino (lesser marbled fritillary), 651 nucleotides. NCBI's taxonomy places the organism in Eukaryota, Metazoa, Arthropoda, Insecta, Lepidoptera, Nymphalidae. The record is from the annotation of a GenBank genome assembly.